AUGGCUGGCGGCCAGCAAAGGGGAAACAAAUGGAAGAAUCACUUCGUCGCUGCUUCUGGAGAAUUUGUUGGCACUUUUUUCUUCCUCUUCCUCGCAUUCUCAUGCCAGCUCAUGGCAUUUGAGCAGGCGGGAGAUCAAGCUGCUAAUGGAAGUAUCUCGUCUUCAACUGCCAUCUACAUCAGUCUGGGAUUCGGAAUGUCGCUCUUGGUUGCCGUUUGGAUUCUGUACAGAAUCAGUGGUGGCUUGUUCAACCCAGCAGUCACGUUCGCCUUGGUCAUUUGUGGUCAGCUCCCUCCGCUGAGAGGUCUACUUCUGUUCCCUGCACAGAUUCUUGGAAGCAUCGUUGCUGCUGCUUUGGUGAGCUGCAUCUUACCUGGCGACAUCAAGGCUACUCGCACUGUCCUGGCUCCUGGAAUGUCCGCGGCACAAGGUGUCUUCUUCGAGAUGUUCUUGACGGCGUUCCUCGUCAUCACUGUCCUCAUGCUCGCUGCUGAGAAGUCAAAGGACACCUUCAUGGCUCCCAUUGGCAUUGGAAUGGCUCUAUUCGUUGCUGAGCUCGCUGGUGUUUAUUACACUGGAGGCAGUCUUAAUCCAGCACGCUCGUUCGGACCUUGUGUUGCUGCUGCAGACUUCAACACUAGUCAUUGGAUCUACUGGGUCGGACCAUUGCUCGGAUCUGCCAUCGCCAGUGGCUACUACCGCUUUGUCAAGUACUUCGACUACGAGGAGGCCAAUCCUGACCAGGACUCGGCUGGUGCAGAUGAGAUUGUUUGA
This is a messenger RNA of Aureobasidium subglaciale EXF-2481, 774 nucleotides long. RefSeq lists its product as uncharacterized. Bases 1 to 774 code for a protein of 257 amino acids. Gene Ontology annotation, biological process: transmembrane transport. Gene Ontology annotation, cellular component: plasma membrane. Lineage: Eukaryota; Fungi; Ascomycota; Dothideomycetes; Dothideales; Saccotheciaceae. Gene Ontology annotation, molecular function: water channel activity. The record is from RefSeq and is a predicted model, not a curated record. The transcript has 3 exons.